Molecule: messenger RNA, 2712 nt
Organism: Leptopilina heterotoma
Lineage: Eukaryota; Metazoa; Arthropoda; Insecta; Hymenoptera; Figitidae
Gene: Rap2l
Product: ras-related protein Rap-2a
Exons: 2
Coding region: 462-1007 (181 amino acids)
Biological process (GO): Rap protein signal transduction; negative regulation of cell migration
Cellular component (GO): plasma membrane
Molecular function (GO): GTPase activity; GDP binding; GTP binding
Source: RefSeq, a predicted model, not a curated record
AUAUUACAAGAGGGAAUGAGAGAGAAAUAGUUGCUAGAAAUGUGUAAUGAAAGAGAAGAGAAUAGAAAAUUAGUGAAUAGCAGCGAGUGGGGUAUCAAUGGAAUUGUGCAGUGUGUUAUCGGUGGUGUCAUGUCUCCUCAUCGGUGCAAGAAUCCUCUUUGUGUGGUGUAAAAUUAGUAAGAUUUAUUUUUCCAUUGAUGCCUUUGUUCGUGUGGUUAAACCUGUAUGGUUUGUGUUCGAGAUUUAUUGUGUUAAAUGGACAAGCCGUCUGUCCUUGUCAAGGAAAGAAUUUCAAGAAUCACAGGAAGCCAAAGGACCUGAACAACAACAAAGUGUCAAAGUGUCCAGAUAGUUGAGGAAGUGGCAGUGAUCGCGGUCGUUCCCGUGAUCAGUUCAAUCAAUCUGACUCAUUGCUCUUGAGAUUGAGUCUGGUGGAGGGUCUGAGAGCCUCGGCCUGAGAAAUGAGAGAGUUCAAGGUCGUGGUACUGGGAUCGGGCGGGGUGGGCAAAAGUGCUCUGACGGUUCAAUUCGUGUCAGGAUGUUUCAUGGAGAAAUACGAUCCGACCAUUGAGGAUUUCUACAGGAAGGAGAUCGAGGUUGAUAACUCGCCGUGCGUUCUCGAGAUCCUGGACACCGCCGGCACCGAGCAAUUCGCCAGUAUGCGCGACCUCUACAUCAAAAACGGCCAGGGCUUCGUUGUUGUCUAUAGUCUCACUAAUCAUCAAACUUUUCAGGAUAUUAAAGCUAUGAAAGAGUUGAUAACCCGUGUGAAAGGAACAGAAAGAGUGCCAGUUCUCCUGGUCGCCAACAAACUUGAUCUUGAGCAUCAACGUGAAGUAGAUUCUGCUGAGGGAACAGCAUUGGCACAGAUUUGGGGUUGUCCAUUCGUAGAGGCCUCUGCUAAAAAUCGCACUAACGUCAAUGAAAUGUUCGCUGAAAUUGUACGGGAAAUGAACUUCAGUCCUGAGAAAGAGAAGAAGAGUUACUGCUGUUGCAGUGUUCUUUAAUACUUAAUCAAAAUUUCACAUCGGGCAGACUGAAUGACACUAGGUAAAUAGGAGCAACAUUCAAUUGUUGUCCCUAUGAACUUCUAUAUUUCUUUCAUCUUCCCCGCUUCCUCCUUCAGGGCUAACGGGGUCGUGCUGUGAACUCGCAAAUCUUGUAAGAAUAAUUUAUAACGUAAAGAAAGCUCAACAAAAAGACUAUUAAUAGAGAGAGACUCGUGAGUUUUCAUUUUCUAUCGAAGAAACGACACUAAUCGUGAACAUAUUUUAAUAUACAUAGAUAGUAUUAUGUGUAAUAUUAUUGUAAUAUAUAGCAAUAAAAGUAGACGAAUAAAUGGUAAGCUAAAUCUGCGGAACAGGACCAAUGCAUGGAGGAGGGACACGUGGAUUUUGUAGAUGGUUACAAAAGAAAAAGUCCUGCGUUACUGGUGAUCCACUGGUAAUGGCUAAACCAAACUCCAUAUGAUUAGAUUUUUACUUUACAUUCGUAAGAAAAUUUACUUUCAAGAAUAUUCCACUUUUAUUCUGAUCAAAUUUCAGAAAAAUCUUUCAUUGCUAAAUUCAUUCUUUUACUAUUUUAAAUUUUAAAUAGCUUUUCUUUUAAGUUUUCUUGAAAUUUCCACCGCGACAACAAAAAUGUUUUAAAAAAUGUUUUAUAUAAUCAGAAUUUGAUUACAUGCUUUUAUAUCGAUUUUUUAAUGAAAUUAUAUUAAUGUAAUAAAACUGUAAUUAAAGCACAAAUUAAAAAUACUAAAAAAAAGAGUAAUACGCCUAACCGACUGAAAAUACAUACAAUGUUUAGAACAAUUUAGAAAUCAGCAUCACGAUAGAAAGAAAACGUUGAAUGAUAAAUUGAAUUAUGUACAGAACCAAAUUAAUUUUUAUCAUCGUAAUCACCAAAUUUGCUAUUGAAGGAAGAUUUAGGAGACAAUAAUAUAAAAGUUCUAUUAUUGCAUGUAACCUUUCAGUCAAUCUUGUGCAAUAAUAUGAAAAUAUUAAAUACCGUUUUCUAUGUAAAUGUAUUGGAAGGCCGAAUGCGAUAUUUUCAUCGUUAAAAUAAGAGUUUUAAUGAAGAAGAGAGUAAUACUUGAAAUUAAACUUUUUAACUCUUAACUUUUAAAGGAGUUUAAAAAUGUUUGUUAAUUAAAUUUAGAAAUAUGUAGGUUUAAAAUAAAGAAAUUUCGUUUGUUUAUUAUAUACUCUCUUCCUUACAUAUAAUAUGCAGAUACACUUUUUUUUGUCUGCAUUUAUAAAUUUAUACCUUAUAGAAAUUCGAACAUGCGACAAAGAUUUCAUUUUUAUUGAGGUUAUUAAUACUUGUGUAAAAAUGUUAUUAUGAGGUGUGGCUGUAAUGUGUGUGACUGUGCGUGUAAAUGAAGAUAAUGUGAAUAAGGAAAACAAGAAAUUUUUUUUUUAGAAAGCAGAACAAUAAAAAAAUUUGAGACAAAAAAAAACAAAAGUUAAUUAACAUUGUGGAUAAUUUCCACUAUUUUCUUAUUUCAAUGCAGUAGCUCGAAAAUUUGUAAAUAUAUUUAUCAGGGCACGUGUUCUCAAAUUCUAAUAGUAGAAGAGAAGAAGAAGACGGUUUUAAUUGUUUAUUAAAAAUAUAUUUGGAAUGGCAUGGUAUUAUCUUAUUUUGCACGUUUGAGAUGUUACUCUCAUUUUUAUGUACAUUAUUAUUGCAGUAAAUGUAAAAAGUAUGUUUUAA